Messenger RNA from Prorocentrum cordatum, 9870 nucleotides. NCBI's taxonomy places the organism in Eukaryota, Dinophyceae, Prorocentrales, Prorocentraceae. The record is from the annotation of a GenBank genome assembly.
AUGGGCGGGGAGGAAGACAACAAGAAGAAGGGCGAUGCCCGUGUGGAGUGGGUGCUCAAACGCCUGAGCACACUACUGGGGACCAGGCCAGAGAAGGUGGACAAGUUCUUCCAGGCUUUCCAGGCUGAUCAGACGUCUGCAGCGGCACUGAACCGAUUCCUUGACGACGUCGAAUGCACAUUCUGUGCAUUUUAUCCAACAGGGGAGUCAGUCACAGCCAAUAGCACCGACAUACCGAGUGCCAACCAGAUGAAGAAGAAAUUCGUCAUGAUGCACAGGUCGCGCCCGGAGCAGAUCAUUGGCAUGGACAACAUCGGCGAUUCUGUCAUCCUCGUCGAGAUCACGAAGAACGUGAUGGACCUGCUGAGUGUGUACUGCCAGUCUGUCUACCUCUCCACGCUCACAAACCCAGCCAACCAGAGGGGCUGGUCCGACCUGAUCGCGAAGGAUCUCAUGGACAAGUACCACGUGUUCCUCGCGAACCUCCACGUGACCGUGGGCCUCAUGAAGGGCCACACGUGGCUGCCGCAGCCGCCCAGGGAUGCGCUGCCCAGCAGUGGGACACCCGGCGCCAGCGGUGGCAAUAGCUCCAGUAUGGGGAGCAAGGACCGCGUCCACGUGCUCGAGGGCGCGGUGAUUACGUGGACGAAGCAGAUCCGCCAUGUCCUGAAGCAGGAUCCAGAGAUGCUCCUGAAGGAGGGCCGCGACCCCGAGCCCAGCGCCGAGUUGCUCUUCUGGAAGAACAAGGCCGCGAACCUGAACUCGAUCCACUCCCAGCUAGGCAUGGACGCCUUGAAGAAGGUGCUCAAGUUUCUCGAGACGAACAAGAGCACCUACACCACGCCAUUCUCGCGGCUGCAAAAAGAAGUGGAGGAGGCUCGGGAGGAGGCCAAUGACAACGUCCGCUUCCUCGCAACUCUGACCAAGGACAUCGAUAAACUCAUGAAUGAGAGCGCCGACUUCGAGACUCUAGACAAGCUGUUCGACAGCGUGCUGCACAAAAUUCUGCUCAUCUGGCGUUACUCGAAGUUCUACAACACGCCCACUAGGCUAGCGGUCCUGAUCCGAGAGAUUUGCAACACCAUCAUUACCCAGGCCACUCGGUACAUCAGCGGGCCAGACGUUUUCUCCAUGAUCUCCAGUGAGGAGGCAGGUGAAUGCUACGACAAGCUGGACCGCACCCUGCAGGUCUGCACGGCUUUCAAGGACACCUACGUGCUCUACCGCGACAUCGCGGCUGCCCAGGGCGGGGACGGCUGGAAGAUGAAGAACGAUGCCUUGUUCGUGCGUCUGGACGCUUUCCGCGAGCGCUGCAGGGAUGCGCUGGACUUCACCCGCACCGUGAUGCAGUUCACGAAGCUCGAGCGCAUCGAGAUAGGGGGCACCAAAGGCAGCAUGCUCUCGCUCUCGGUGGAAGCCAUCAGGGAGGAGUUCACGGCUGCCGUGGACAAGUUCAAGGCCGUGCCUUACGACAUCAUGAACGUGGGCGAGCGCCAGUUCGACCACGACUUCUUCCAGUUCCGUGCUGACGUGAAGGAGUUGGACCGCAGGCUUGGCAGCCUGUUUGGUUCCGCUUUCGACGACUUGGAUACUUUGCAGGGCAGGCUGAAGCUUUUUGACAACUUCGAGGGGCUGCUCGAGCGUCCCAUCAUCCAGGCAGAACUGGAGAAGAAACACAAGGCGCUUCUCAAGCAGUACCAGCAGGACCUGUCCGAGGUUGAGACCACCUACAUCGAUAACAGGGAGAAGGUGGACGAGUGCCAUGACGAUGCCCCGAUCUUCCAGAAUCUGCCCCCUAUGUCGGGCGCAAUAUAUUGGGCGCGCAGCCAGCGAAACCGCAUCACCGAGCCUAUGGGGAAACUGAUGCUCUACAAUGCGACGCUGAGAGAGACACCAGAGGAGUUCCGCGAGGUUGAGAAGCAGUAUUCGAACUUGCACAAGAUGUUGGAGGCAUACGAGAUUCAGCGCUACCAGAGCUGGGAAGAGAAAGAGGUAGACGUCGCCAAGGAGAAACUGAAGAUGCGCUUGUUGCGACGGCAGGAAAAGACAGGCUUGCUCAAGGUAAAUUUCGACGAUGCACUCAAGAGACUAUUACGCGAGGUACGCUUCUUCCUCAUCUUCGACAUCGAGGUGCCAGGAUCUGCGCAGACAAUGUUCAACCAAGCGCCUGUGUACCGGCAGUGGGUUGGGCAGCUCGAUUACAUUGUGCAGAUGUACAACUCUGUGCUCACAGAGUUGCUACCAGUGGAGGAGCCUCUGAUGGAGGAACGCAUCACCAAGAUGGACGCGACGCUCUCCCCGGGCCUCACGGACCUGAAAUGGCGCAGCGAGGCUCAGAUCCCAGAGUUCAUUGAGGUAGCCAUGAAAGUAGUCACCGACGUGUCUAGCGUGGUCGAGAUCCUGAAGCAGAAUUUGCGCAACAUCUCAAGAAUUCUUUCGAACUGGUGCAAGGAGCCCAUCAUUGAGAGAAAGCGGGGCGCAAAGCCGAUGCCGAUGGAUGCGUUCGAUCUCCAGCACAAAGAGCGCGUGGGAGUCCGAAUGAUGGCCAUGACGGAGGGCGGCAAGGAGAUCCACAAGUUCCUGAAGGACUCCAGCGAGGCCCUCAAGGUCUCCAAGACGGAGAAAAUCUGGAAGUCGUACGUCGAUUUUGUGAACAACAUCGUGAUCGAGGGCUUCGUCGCCUCCAUCGCGGUUUCGCUACAGAAUCUGUGCGAGAUCUUGGACCCUCUCUUUAUCGAGCGAAGGGGCGAGCUGCCGCUUUUCGACGUCAAGAUCGAGCUUCAGAACGAGAUCGUAUUCGACCCGCCGUUCCGGCACUUGAACGGCGACCCUUCCCUGAGAAAGACAAUCGACGAUUGGCUCAAGGACUUCUUCGGCACCGUGACGUGCAUGGCACGUCUGGACAUGUCAGCUGGCGACUACCUGAACGAGAUCCGUGAGCACUUCCAGAUGCAGAGUCUGUUGUCGCUCGUCUCUGACAACAUCGACAAUACGGAGGAGAAGUGCAUGGAGUACCGCCAGUCGUUCAUGCAGCACUCUUUCCUUUGGGCGGAUUCGAUCGAUAAAUCUUUUGAGAAGUUCUUGAACGAGAACGCACACGAUCUUGUUGAAGGAGAGAUGGAGGAAGGCAUGGACUUCCGCACCAUCAUGGACCGCAUAAAGGUGGACAUCGGUCGACCCAUCCCCAAGUUACAAGAAUUCGAUAAAAAGAUUGAGUUCUUCUCGAAGAUGAAGCAGGACCUGACCAACAUCAAGACCCCCGAAGAUAUCCACUGGCUGCGCAUCAACGUGCAGCCCGUGAAGAUUGCGUUGGUGAAGUACGCGAAGUCUUGGGAGGAUAAAUAUACAGUUUUCCUGAAGGAUUUCACCGAGUCUAGGAUCAAGACGCUCGUUGAUUUCAUCGACAAGCUCAGGGUGGGCCUCGGCUCGAAGUCACCCGUGGAGGAGCCAGAAAACGAGAAGCUGCUUUACGCUGUGAUGACAUACAUCGCAGACGUCAAGCUGGCAAAGUCUGCAGUGAGCAGCCUCUUCCAGCCCAUCAGGGAAUUAUGCCACCUCCUCAAGAAGCACCAGAUUGUCCCUGCAGGGCUCCAGGAGUUGGAGCACGCGCCCUCCAAGUGGGACGAGGUGAUCCGUCUAGCCUACGACGAGAAGGAGAAAAUCUUGCCCCUUCAGAACGAAGAGAGCAUCAAGAUCAGGAGCAAGAUCGACCACUUCGGUAUGGAGGUGGCAGCCUUCCGAAAGCAGUUCCUGACAGAGUGCCCCUUCGACGAAACGAAUGCCAAAACGCGCGAUUACGACAAGAGUUACAACGCCAUCAACGAGUGGUACGUGAAGACCCAGGACAUCAGAGCGCGGGCAGGCGAGUACAACGACCUCGAGAUGCUGUUCGACAUGGCCAUGUCCAACUACCGUGAUCUGAAAUACUGUUUCGAAGAGCUCGUGCUGCUGAAGAACUUAUGGGAUGGGGUCUCGCUCGUCCUGGAUACUUUUGAAAACUGGAACGACAUCCUCUGGGAAAAGAUCGACACCGACGGGCUGGUGGCGACCGUACGCGACUUCCAGAAUCAGGUCAAGAACAUGAACAAGUUGGUGCGAGGUUGGAAGCUGUACAAGUGGCUCCAGGACGAAGUGAAGAACAUGGCCACUGUGCUGCCGCUCAUCAAUGACCUGCACAGCGACACGAUGGCCGACAGGCACUGGACGUCGCUGAUGACAGUGACGCAAACCACGUUCGACAAGGGCCCAGAAUUCUGCUUCAAGAAUCUACUCGACUUGCACCUUCACCACUUCGCGGACGACGUGUCGGAGAUCGUCGACCAAUCAGUCAAGGAAGCUAAAAUCGAGAAGAAGUUACUCAGAAUCAGCAAGGACUGGGCCAAGAUGCAGGUCACCUUCGACACGUCGAACCCCGAGUGCCCACUGCUUGGUGAGCUCGGGGAGAUCCUCGAGCGCCUCGACGGCGACUCCCUCGAGAUGAUGGGUAUGACAUCGCAGGGCCGUUUCAUCGAGUUCUGUAAGCCGUUGGUGGACGAGUGGAGUGGCAAGCUUCGCACAGUCGACUCCGCCCUCACCGUCUGGCAGAAGGUGCAGGCCAACUGGUGCCGCCUGGAGCCCAUCUUCAUGCAGAGCGACGACAUCCGGUCCCAGUUGCCCGAGGACGCGAAGCGCUUUGAGCAGAUGGACAAUCAAUGGAAGGACCUGAUGCUCGACGCCUCUGGAUCCCACCUCAUCGUGGACAUUUGCUGCUUCGAGGGCCGGGAGGACGCGCUCACUCAAAUCAGCGAGGGCAUCGACACGUGCGAAAAAUCGUUGAACGAGUAUUUGGAGCAGAAGAAGAAGAUCUUCCCGCGCUUCUACUUUGUGGCCAACCAGGCGUUGUUGGACAUCCUAUCGAACGGAAACCGCCCUCUGAAGGUCGCCGAGUACCUCGGAGAUAUGUACGAGGGGGUCAAGACGCUGAACUUCGAGAAGGAUCCCAGUACUGGAAAGAUCGUCUCUGGCAUCCUCGCCAAGGAUGGCGAGAAGGUGCCGUUCAUGGCAGACCUCGUUCUGGACGGCGCGGUGGAGAACUACUUGGUUGCCAUGGAAGCGCACUUCCGCAUGCAGCUGCGCGAGAUUCUCGAGCAGGCAAAGGCCACAGCCGAUUGGGACAUGGACGGUUCGAAGCCUCGCGAGUUCUGGCUCGAGGACUACUGCGCGCAGCUCGCCUUGGUGGGCACGCAGAUCAUGUGGACAGAGGAAACGGCCCGUGCGUUCGAGGAGAUCGAGAGUGGCAACGAGAACGCCAUGAAAGAGUCUAAGAAAGUCAACGACGAGCGCAUUGAGAAGUUGAUCAAGCGCGUGCAGACGCCACUCGACAAGGAGACGCGCAACAAGAUCAUCACCAUCAUCACUAUUGACGUGCACUCCCGUGAUGUCAUCGAAGACUUCGUGGUCAAGCGGAUCACGGAUUCUUCUGACUUCAAGUGGUUGCAGCAGCUGCGUUUCUACUGGACCCACUGCCCCCAGAACUCGAACUUGGUUUCUUAUACGCCGGAGGAUCAGAAGACAUGCGUCAUCAAGAUCUGCGAUUGGACCACGAUUUAUUGCUACGAGUACGUUGGCAAUUGUGGCCGCCUUGUGAUCACACCGCUCACUGACCGGUGCUACAUCACACUGACGCAGGCGCUCAACUUGACGCUUGGCGGUGCGCCCGCAGGUCCCGCAGGGACAGGCAAGACGGAGACCACCAAAGAUCUGUCCCGAGCCAUUGGCUUGCAGAUCGUUGUGUUCAACUGCAGUGAUCAGAUGACUUAUCAGACAAUGGCACAGAUCUUCAUGGGCAUCGCCCAAACUGGGUGCUGGGGAUGCUUUGACGAGUUCAACCGUAUCUCCAUUGAGGUGCUCUCGGUGAUUUCUACACAGUACAAGACGAUCUUGGAUGGCAUUCGGCAGAACUUGACAUCACUGAACUUCAUGGACGAAGAGAUUCGAUUGAUCAACACGAAUGGCGCAUUCAUCACCAUGAAUCCGGGGUACGCCGGGCGCACCGAGCUGCCAGAAAAUUUGAAGGCACUCUUCCGGUCCGUUGCCAUGAUUGUGCCAGACUUGCGCUUCAUUUGCGAGAACAUGCUGAUGUCCGAGGGUUUCAUUAAGGCCCGCCCGUUGGCGAACAAGUUCGUGCAGCUCUACGCGUUGUGCAAAGAACUCCUGUCGAAGCAGAUGCACUACGAUUGGGGUCUCCGGGCAGUCAAGUCCUUGCUUCGGCAGGCUGGAGGGCUCAAGCGUGCCGAGCCAGAGUCUGACGAGAAUCCUGUACUAUGCCGUGCUUUGCGCGACUUCAACACGCCCAAGAUCACUACAGGUGACAUGCCCAUUUUCCUGCGGCUCAUCCAGGACCUCUUCCCUGGCAUUUGGCCGAACCAGUUCGAGAACCCCGACUUCGAGCAAGUUUGCGUGCGCAUCGCCAAGCAACGCGGCCUGCAGCCGGAUGCGCAGUUCAUCAUCAAGACGGUCAGCAUGUUGGGAAUAUUGGAGGUCAGGCACUGCAUGUUCAUCAUCGGGCCCACAGGCUGUGGGAAAACCGAGGUGUGGAAGACGCUCAUGGAAGCGCUCAAGGAAACGGGCAGCGACGGGAUGUGGGAGCAGGCCAACCCGAAAGGCGUCACGUCCGACGAGCUCUACGGUACCAUGUCAAAGACAAAGGAAUGGAAGGACGGCCUCAUCGCCGUCAUCAUGCGUAACAUGAGUAAGGAAAUGAACGGGUACAAGUCCACACACCAGAACAAGUGGGUCAUUCUGGAUGGCGAUAUUGACGCUACCUGGAUCGAGUCCAUGAACACGGUCAUGGACGACAACAAGGUUCUCACCCUGGUGAGCAACGAGCGCAUUCCGUUCACGCCCAGCAUGCGCAUGAUUCUGGAGAUUCAGGAUAUGAAGCAUGCGAGUCCAGCGACAGUGUCACGCGGCGGCGUACUUUUUGUCAACGAGACCGACAUAGGCUGGAAGCCGUUCAUGGAGAGUUGGCGCGAGAAGAUGGACCCGGUGCCGCAGAACACCUUCUAUUUGCUAUUCAACAACUAUUUUGAAUCACAGAUAGAAUCGAUCCGAAAGUCGUUUGGCUUUUCUUGCCCGAUCUAUGACAUGGGCUUCGUCCAGUCGAUCACCGCCUUCGUGGACGCUCUGCUUGAACACAACACGAAGGAAAAUUUGGAGGCCUUCCGGACGAUGGGCACCGAGGAUCUCAAGCUGGCCUACGAUGCCAUUUUCGCGUUCGCCUUGAUGUGGUCCAUCGGAGGGGCCGUCGCGGACGACAAGGUGACAAAUCACCGCAAGAAUUUCAACUCGUUCAUGAAGGGUCUGUCAAAGGUCAAGUUCCCAGAUGUUGGUGAUUGCUUCGACUAUUUCUUCGACCCGAAGGCCAGGGAAUGGGUCUCGUGGGAAGACAAGGUGCAGGCGUACGAGCCGAUCGCUGACAGAAUGUACCAGAAUAUAGUCAUCAGCAAUAUGGAGCUGGAGCGCAUGAAGUACGUGUUCGACCUUCACGUCAAGGUCAAAAAGCCGGUGUUGUACGUUGGAGUUGCUGGGACUGGGAAGACGACGAUUGUUAAGGACUUCCUUGCCGACCUGAAGGCGAAGACUGAUGAUUUCAUGAGCCAGUCGAUCAACAAUAACAACUACACCACCUCCCUCCGCCUCCAGAGCAUUAUCAUGAGCUCCCUGGACAAGCGGUCCGGCAAAACGUAUGGCCCGCCUGCGAAUAAGAAGUGCAUCUUCUUCAUCGACGACAUUAAUAUGCCAUACGUCGACAAGUACGACACCCAAUCGGCGAUCAUGCUCCUCACGCAGAUGCUCGCAUACGGGGAAGUGUACAAUCGAGAUUUCCUGUCGGAGAAAUUGCUUUUGACCGACAUCCAGUUCACUGCGUGCAUGAACCCCAAGGCUGGGUCUUUCAUGAUCAACCCGCGCCUGCAGCGCCGCUUCACUGUGAUGACGACGUUUACGCCCACUGGCCAACUCAUCUCCAGCAUCUACACUGCCAUCCUCUCCAAGCACUUGGGGGGAUUUGUGCCAGCCAUACAGAAGCUCUGCGAACCCAUCGUGACUGCAACGAUCGAGACGUUGACAACCAUCCUGAACACGCAGUGCUUCCUGCCGUCGGCCUCCAAGUUUCACUAUCAGUUCAACUUGAAGGACAUCUCCAACAUCUUCCAGGGACUGCUGAACACCAACUCGCAGCUCUACAAGGAUGGCGCGCCGAAGUUCGCCCGUGUGUGGUUGCACGAGUGCUACCGGGUCUUCUCGGAUCGUCUCGUGUCCAAAGAGGACCAGGCGGAGCUCCAAGUCAUCCUCGAAAAGGCAGCCGGGAAAGCAUUCGCCGGCAUGUCCAAGGAGGACCUUUUCGCCCAGCCGUUGAUUUUUACUUCGUUCGUCUCGCAGGCGGGCGGCAACGAGAGGCAAUACCUGCCAGUGAAGGACGGGGCGCACCUGAAGAAGGUGGUGGAAGACAAGCUCAACGAGUACAACGAAGCGUACGCGGCCAUGAACCUCGUGCUCUUCGACGACGCCCUUGGGCACAUCUGCCGAAUCUCGCGCAUCACCGACAACCCCUGCGGCAACGCGCUGCUCGUCGGUGUCGGCGGCUCUGGCAAGCAGUCGCUGGCGCGCUUGGGCAGUUUCAUCAAUAACCAGGACGUACUCAGCAUCCUCGUGAACCAGAGCUACGGGCUGGCAGACCUGAAGGUGGAUCUCCAGGAGUUCUACAAAAAGGCCGCCGUGAAGCCAGGCCUCCCGCACUGCUUCCUGAUGACCGACGGCCAGAUCGCGGACGAGCGCUUCCUCGUUGACAUCAACGACAUGCUCUCCAGCGGGAACAUCCCGGACCUCUUCAGCCGCGAGGAGUACGACGGCAUCUUCGCGGGGGUGCGCAAUGCGGCCAAGGCCGGGGGGUACUCCGAUGACCGCGAUGGCCUCUUUGCGUUCUUCAUCGACAAGGUGCGCAAGAACCUGCACUUCACCCUCUGCCACUCUCCGGUCGGGGACGACUUCCGCAUCCGCGGCCGCAAAUUUCCCGCUCUGAUCAGCUGUACGGUCGUCGACGAGUUCAUGCCGUGGCCCCGCGACGCCUUGGACGGAGUCGCCAGACGCUUCUUGGUCGACUUGCAGUCCGCUGGCAAUAUCAGCGACGAUAACAUGUUGAGCGCCGUUGCGGCUCACAUGGCCGAGGUGCAUCUUUCCAUCGAUGCCGCCAACAAGAACUUCCUCCAGAUGGAGCGCAGGUACAAUUACACCACUCCCAAGUCCUUCCUUGAGCUGAUCAGCUUCUACAUUCAGAUGCUGACGAAGAAGCAGUCUGGGGUAACCUUCAACUGCGACCGCCUGGAACGAGGUCUGGCCAUCAUGGAGCAGGUCCAGAGCAAGGUGGAAGGUCUGAAGGAGGACCUGAACAUUACGAUGGUGCAGGUGGAGGAGAAGAAGGCGGCCACGGCUAUCCUCAUCGAGCAGGUCACUAAGGCCAAAGAUCAUGCAGCCGUAGAGAAGGCCAAGGCGGACGAGGAGGAGGCCAAGACCACGCUGCUGGCAUCAGAAGCUGCGGCGCUGCAAGCAGAGGCCGACGGAGAGCUGAAGGAGGCGAUGCCCGCCAUGGAAGCCGCCAAGGAAGCGGUCAAUUGUCUGGACAAGAAUUCAAUUUCUGAGCUGAAGCAGCUGCCGAAGCCUCCCCCCGAGUGCGUGGAGGUCUCUGCGGCCUGCGCUUUCCUGCUGAAGAACGAAAAAAAGAAGAUAGCCUGGCCGGCAGCUCAGAAGAUGAUGAACAAUCCGAACGCGUUCCUCGAGGACGUGAAGGCAUAUAGCCCCGAGGGGUCGGCGGAUCCCGGAGCAGACGCUUAA